AUGUUUGCAAAGAGGUCGUAUUUUGUCAGAAAGGGCACGGUGGGCCUGUUACAAAAAAGACUUUGCUUUAAUUCUUCAGCAUCAACAUUUGCAAGGUCGUUUCAUAGUACACCCCUUGCUGCAAAAAUCGACAUUCCUGCCGAGCAGAAAUGCAAGGAGCUUCUAGGAAAACUUCCAAAUCUAGAAUACAUUUUUCAGAAUGAGGAUGGGUCAAAAAGGAUCCCUUCAGAAGGUGAAUUGAAGAUUAUAGCUUUUUUAAACAGCUAUACCAAGACCCGUAAAUUAAAUUGGAUUGAACUUUUUACGUACCCGAGACAGUAUAAAGAUUUAUAUUUGCAAAAUGAUCAGGAUCUCGAGAAGUUGAAAGCUAGUUCAGGCUUAAUUAUUGACAAGAUUCCGUAUGAAGAUACUGCUACUGGUGAAAUUAAGUGGAAGAUUGUUAGAGAUAACGAAGAGAAGGAAGGAUGGGAAAACAUUGCUCAUUUUUUGUUUAUACCAGCAUUCUGCUUUCUAGUCGUGGCGUUGUGCUGGAGGGAUGAUAUGAACGUGACAGAAUGGGCUAAAAGAGAGCUUCUUUACCGGGUGAAAAGCAAGGCCGAAAAAGAAGGUGACACUGAGGCACUAAAAACAUUCGAAAAGUUUGGUGACAAGCCAGAAGGAUAUGAAUUUGAUCUGGCAGGAUUUGAUAAAAAUGAUGACGUUAUCGUUGAACGCAUAUUAUCUGGCGAGUACGAUAAAAUGGCUAAAUUGAAAGUUAAACAACAUCAACAACGUCAGGAAUAA
Brettanomyces bruxellensis is the source of this 783-nucleotide messenger RNA. RefSeq lists its product as uncharacterized. Bases 1 to 783 code for a protein of 260 amino acids. The record is from RefSeq and is a predicted model, not a curated record. The transcript has a single exon. Lineage: Eukaryota; Fungi; Ascomycota; Pichiomycetes; Pichiales; Pichiaceae.